Molecule: messenger RNA, 396 nt
Organism: Symbiodinium sp. CCMP2592
Lineage: Eukaryota; Dinophyceae; Suessiales; Symbiodiniaceae
Source: the annotation of a GenBank genome assembly
AUGAUCCAGAUCCGACACUACCAGCAGACCCAUAGCUUGCAGAUACCGAAGCUUCGGUUUCAGCGCGUGGUGCGCGACAUUUGCGAUGCAGUGUCCAUCGAAAGAUACGAGGAGUGGCAGCAAGGACGAGCGGACCGCCGUCGAGUUAUACCCAAUCUGCAGGAGCCUCCGGAUGACUGGGAGCCUCCAAAGAGGUAUCGCAUGGAUACUCAGGGGCUCCUGGCACUGCAAGAGGCCUGCGAAAGCAUGCUCGUGGGACUCUUUGAGGACAUGAAUGUCUGUGCAGUACACUGCAAGCGCGUGACGGUCAUGCCCAAUGACCUCGUCCUCUGCCGCCGGCUGAACGGCGCCUGGCAGUGGGAACCCACCCAACAGAAGCCCGAGAAGUGCAGAUGA